Molecule: messenger RNA, 891 nt
Organism: Mycena indigotica
Lineage: Eukaryota; Fungi; Basidiomycota; Agaricomycetes; Agaricales; Mycenaceae
Exons: 3
Coding region: 1-891 (296 amino acids)
Source: RefSeq, a predicted model, not a curated record
AUGCAAGAUUGGACGAGCGAAGUUCCAACACCACAGCCGAUUCUGUCCAGUGUCCGAUCAUUAACGCUCGGGCUACGUUGGGAAGCCACGCAAACUUGGUCUGACUCCGACGACUGGGAGCCCAGACAAGUACAACUCGAACCCCCACUCAGAAUUCUGUUAGGGAAUAUUCUGUCUCACCUUGAUCUUCCCAACCUCUCAUACCUUUGCCUGCAUGCAGCAAAACCGGAGCGGUAUAGACGAAAACAAUUUAUCCCGUGGCCCCAAAAUGCCUUCCUUCGCUUCAUCGCCAGGUCGAUGACUAUCCGAUUAUCCUCGCUUUUGCUCUACGGAGACAUAACCGGAAACCCAACAUUGAGUCCAACAGGAGGGCUGAUUUACCCUAAUAAGCAUGUGCUAUUCAAGGACGAUCUCUUGCGCGCAUUGUGUUGUGCAAAGGACGCCACUAUCCUUGUCCCCGGCUUAAAAGACCUUGCUGUAGCUUCGGACCUGGAAGACAUAACCGACGAUGUCUGCCUGGAGUUCUUGGCCUCACGUGUCCAACAACUACAAAAGCGACAGCCAGACGCUGUCUUCUCUUUGCAGAUAACGAUCAUGUCUCUUGGCGGCUCAGGCUUUCAGAUGGGUGAAUCAUCUGUCGCCCUCAAAGCGAAAGAAAACAAGUUUGGUGCACUUGUGGAGUCACUCAUAGUGGGAGGGAAACUAAGACUUUCCUUCUUGAGCAUCUCAGAGUUGGAAGCAGUGCUGGAAGACCCUUAUCUCAAGGCAAACCUUCCGACUGCUCGUACUCGAUCUGACAGGACAUCGAUUUGGGGCAGAUCAUACGAUGAUGUUUUGGAUGAAGAUUCUGAAGGAGGACGAAGAAGACUCGGACUCAGAAUAAAGGCGUAG